AUGAACAAAAGAACGCUGAGACGUGAAAGCGAAUCUAUGCGAAUAAAGAAGAAGAAAAAGAUAAAAUCAUCAAAUGACGGUGAUUUUGAAGUAGAACGAAUUCUGGAUCAUGUCACGUAAGUUUUCUUUUUGGAAAUUCAUAAUAAUUUAUCUCAUUUUUCAGAUUCGAGCAUGCUUAUAAUCAGUAUUACAUCAACAAAAAUAAACGAUAUGAAAACAUGUUCAGCGAAUCAACAGGUUGUUCUCGAAUUGAUACUUACAAAUUCUAUUUUUUGGUAAGUGAAUUUGUAUCGAAUUCGUAAAAUCAAUCAAGUUCCAACUAUUUUUGAGUUUUUCAGAUCAAAUGGAAACAUUAUGACGAAAAAGACGCAACUUGGGAAAGCGAAGCAAAUUGUUUAUCAAUGGAUAAUUUGAGAUCCUAUAAACAGAUUAAUGGAUUGCCGGAAGAAUGUAUUCAAAUCAGAGGAAAUGUGAAGAAUGGCAAAGUUGAAGUGUAUAAUGAAUUUGUAGAUAGAAAGGGAGAUGAUAAUAUGAACAAUAAACCAUUUGGUUUCUAUCCAGAAAAUACAAAUUAUAACGAAAAGUUUGGAAUGUUGCCACAUAAUAUCCUUAAAAAUUCUACAAAAUUAAAAAAUUCGGUAAACUAAUUUUCAAUUUGAUGUUUCAUAUAUAACUUAAAAUUUCAGAAUGAUCUCAAAAUUUGGCUCAAAAAACACAAUUCCCACAAAUAUGCUGUUUUUGAAUGUGACAUGUCAUUUUUACCGUGUACGUCUGUCAACAAUUAUUCUGAAUUUGAAAAAUGGCAACAAGAAGCUCAAAUGUAUGAUAAAUCGUAUAUUUCUUCUAUUAUUCAGUGAGUAUUUGCUGCACAAAAUUGAGAUUGUAAUAAUAAUAAUUAAUUACAGACAUCCGAAUUGUGUGAAAAUGUUGGAAUAUUAUUACAAACACGAAAAAUUGGGUGAAAAUUACAAUAUCUCUUAUUGUUAUGUUUAUGAAUGGCUUGAGAAGAGUUUGGAAGAUCAAAUUUUCGAAGACGAAAUGACUGUGGAAACAUCGAAAAAGUUGGUUAUCCUUAUAUUUUUCUAAUGAUUUAUUCAUCGUUUUUCAGAAUGUUCUCGGAUAUUUUAUCGAUUCUCUCACUUUUACAUGAUUAUGGAAUUCAUCAAAAUAUUUCAGCCAAUCAUAUUUUCAAAAAAGGCGAUGAUUAUAAAUUGGGUUAUUUCAAGAAUUUUCAUUUCUACAGUGAUCCGAAAGAAAUAAAUAAUAAAAGAUGUUAUUCGCGUGUGUAUAAACCAUUGAAAAAUUAUGGAGAAUUGGAUGAAGUUUCGGUGAGAUUUUUGAAGUAUUCACAUUUUAUAAAAAAAACAAAUGUUAUUUUCAGCUUGAUAUUAAUGCACUCGCUGUUGUUUUAUUGGAAUCAAUAACAGGAUCAACUGUGAAAAAUAUGGAGAAUGGCACAAUUAUUGAACAUGAAAUUGAAGCGGUACAAAAAUUUAAUUUUUUUUAAAUUUCAAUCUAUACAUUUUUUUUCAGAAAUUUUCGAGUCUUGAUGAGCCCGAGAAAUCGAUUAUUUCAACAAUUUUGAAUUGCAGUGAAAAUAUUCACGUGAAAAAACUCCCAAAAUAUCGAUUCUCAGCUAAAUCAUUGUUGAAACAUCCAUGGAUUUCGAAAAAUGAAUUUUCGAAUUUCACAAAAUGCCAUUUCCUCGCUUCAUAUUUAUCUUAUCCCAUUGUGAGUUUCUAUUUUCUAAUUUGAGUUUCUAGGUAUUUUUUCAGGAAGAAGUGUUAUUUUACAAUGAGAAUGAAGAAGUAAAAACAGUCAUUGAUCGUAUAGUUCAAUUAUAUUUCGAGGAAACUGAUGAUGUUUAUUAUCAAGCACUUUUUUUGCCGAAUUUCACUGAGCAAGGUCUUAUUACUUAUGUUGAAAGUGGAGCUUGUUUUUCUGAAAUUCUGAAUGCUAACAAAGAAUCAAAAUUGCUAAUUGUUCCCAUUUUACGCGCCAAUCAUCCACAUCCUUUGAUCAAUCCAAUUAUCACAUUUGUAUAUUUUGAAAAAGAAUUUGGAACUGUUCCAAUAAUUAUCGAGGUAAGCUUUUUCGUUGAAAAUCCUUCAUGAUUUUCCUUUUAAAGAGUGAACCAAUGAAUGAUAUGACUGUAGCCAAAACAGUAAUCGAACAAGCUUUUCCAAUAUCACAAAGAUAUUUGCCAUUUGUUGUUUUACGUUUUCCAGUAGAAUAUGGAAAUAUUGAUGCUGAUUAUGGUUAUAUUGAUGAAUCAAUUGUUGACACCGAAAUCAAACAUUCGUUUGUCAAUAAAAAAGAAAUUGAAAACGGUCAGUUUACUAGAACAUUUUUUCAACAAAAUAUUGUUUUUGCAGAAUUAUCAGAACCCGGUUCAACAUAUAAUAUUCAACAAAAGAUUUACAAAUCCAAAGUUGAUAACUCAAAUAAAAAAGAAUACCAAGGAAAAUACAAAUUUUGCGAGUUUCUGAUGAGUUUUGAAAAAAUGAAAUACGAAAGAGAAUGUAGAUUUCCUCAAUUUGCUCAUGUCAAAAUGCACAACUGAAGAUGAUGUGAGUUUCAGAAAAUUUAUAAUUUAAUUUAUUUUGGUCUCAAAAUUUUUUAGGCCACCCUCUAG
This is a messenger RNA of Caenorhabditis angaria, 2635 nucleotides long. NCBI's taxonomy places the organism in Eukaryota, Metazoa, Nematoda, Chromadorea, Rhabditida, Rhabditidae. The record is from the annotation of a GenBank genome assembly.